This is a messenger RNA of Harmonia axyridis, 4163 nucleotides long. Its product is annotated as protein O-mannosyl-transferase TMTC1-like. Gene Ontology annotation, biological process: protein O-linked glycosylation via mannose. The coding region runs from base 684 to 2996 and encodes 770 amino acids. Gene Ontology annotation, molecular function: protein binding; mannosyltransferase activity. The transcript has 18 exons. The record is from RefSeq and is a predicted model, not a curated record. Lineage: Eukaryota; Metazoa; Arthropoda; Insecta; Coleoptera; Coccinellidae.
GAGUGGUGCAGUUCGCACUUCCGCCACGGCUGCGUCCCUGUCGCGCCAAAGCGAGGGUGGCAGUCGAUAGCGUGCCGCGUCUACCCUCAGUCGUGGUCCUUCGCGCCCCCAAGAAGGACGAAGGAUUUUCCGCACUUUCCGGUCAGUGCAGCAGCACUAGGCGUGUGAUCUGUUCGCAUCGCAGUCGACGCUCGUGCUCUGGAAAUUGGUUUCCGAACGCUGAUGCUGGAAGCUGAGCUCGAGGAGCUUGUUUUCCAGUAGAUCGCAGCUGUGCCAGAUUUACUUCUUAGAGAUUGCUCCUGUUUGAUUGGAUUCCUACACGCACGAUAUCAUCAGAACACCCCGCUGUUCGGAGGAAAUCCAACAAAGGAAGCAGUGCUGCAUUUAGCUUAACUGAUCGAACCCAGUUCGUAAAUUAAUUAAAUGCGUCCUGAGAUAAUCAAGUUCUCCAGUGGACUCCGUCACCUCGGCGGCAACAAUAGACUGCCGGAAAAUAGUGUAAUCAGUGAAAAUACAUCGCUCUCGGUGCGGUUCGCGGAGAGCCGAGCAUAGAAGACGGUCGGAAUAAGUGAAAUUAACGAGAUGAGACUCUCUCAGCGAGGCGGUUUUCAUAAAAAUCAGGAAUAAAUAUUCAUUUGGCUUAAUAAGAAAGGCGGGGGCACCCUACACGAUCGCUAAGCGACAUGCGGAGACGUCCCACAGUUGUCAUUCAUGGUGCUCUGGCUGAAAGGGAGAAUAUAAUGAAGCCGAUUCAUCAUCACGGGAGCAAUUGCAAAGGGGAUGGAAAGAAAGGUCCCAGUUCAUGGCCAAUAUACACCCUAGUAAGCACUGCCGCAGUCGCCUGCUACCUUAAUGGGCUUAGCGGGGAUUUCGUCCACGACGAUAUCCCUGCCGUGACUCUAAACAAGGACGUUACCGGCCUGAAUCCUAUCGGACACGUUUUCAAAAAUGAUUUCUGGGGUACACCGAUGGCGGAAAUGAACAGCCACAAGUCUUAUCGUCCUCUCACUACAAUCACAUUCAGAUUCAAUUACUGGUGCUUCGGCCUGCAGCCCUUCUGGUUCCAUGCAACGAACGUGUUAUUACACGCAUUGGUGAGUGUGCUGUUCACCCGUGUAGUGCUACGGAUUGCGGGCAUGAAACCGCCCUUUGCCGCCGUUGCCGGACUGCUGUUUGCCGUUCAUCCCAUACACACCGAGGCGGUGACUGGAAUCGUGGGGCGAGCCGACGUCUUAGCUUGCGUGUUCUUUCUCCUGGCGCUUUUGGCGUAUCAUGGGAAUUCCAGUGAAGAGUGUUUAAUAUGGAGGAGUAUAUUCUUUGGAGGAAUGAGUAUGAUGUCCAAGGAAACAGGAAUCACCGUGUUCUUGCUGAAUGUAGGUCUAGAUACGUACAAGAAUUAUCACAGUAUUAAAAGGACCAUGACAGAGCUACGAUGGAAUAGGGAAACCCAGGAUUUUAUGAAACGCACUGUUAAAGUUUUCAUAUCGCUUGGCGUAUUAUUGGCUGUAAGGCUGGCGCUCCUACAAGGAUCGCUACCGAAAUUUUCGCAGCAAGAUAAUCCAGCAGCCUUCCAUUCCUCCCUUUACGUAAGGAUAUUGACGUUCUGCUAUCUGGCAGCCUUCAACUGGUGGCUCCUUCUCUGUCCCGUUACGCUAUCCCAUGACUGGCAGAUGGGUUCAGUUCCACUAGUGACAAGUAUAUAUGACUCGAGGAACUUAGUCACAUGUUUCUUUUUUUUGUUGACUCUGUUCUUAGUAGUGAAAAGUGUCUGUGAUUUUGAAUAUCAAAAACAUGUUCCUGUUGUUAUGGGAUUGGGUCUGUUGGUGUUGCCUUUUCUUCCUGCUACGAAUUUGUUCGUAACUGUCGGUUUCGUAGUGGCAGAAAGAGUUCUAUAUAUUCCCAGCUUGGGAUGCAUCCUCCUUGUGAUAUAUGCUCUUCAGAUGCUGUGGAGCUCCUACCCCAAACAUCGCCAAACCAUCCUGUGUUUCGUUAUACUUAUGCUCACAACGAGUUGCCUAAGGACUAUAAUAAGGAACAGGGAUUGGCGUUCCAGAGAAUCCUUGCUGAGGGCGGGAUUAAUGACGUUACCUCACAACGCCAAGAUGCAUUACAACUAUGGGAAUUUUCUGAGGGACUCGGCCCGACCUGAAUUAGCGAGAACCCAUUACCACAAAGCUUUGAAACUGUGGCCCACCUAUGCCAGCGCCCACAAUAAUUUGGGAACGCUUCUGAGCGGCGAACAGGAAGCGGAACAGCACUUCCUUGCCGCCAUCCGAUAUUCGUCUGACCACGUGAACGCCCAUUACAAUUUGGGCCAACUCUAUCGAAGGUCGAACAGAACAGCUGAUUCUGAAGGGAUGCUCAAGAAAUGCAUCAGCAUCGAUCCAAGGUUUACACCUGCAUACUUGGAACUUGCCAGACUCCGAGGACCUAAUGAUAUGACGGUCGGUCCAAUUUUGAAACGAGUCAUGCAGCUGAACGUUGAUGAUCCAUAUUACGGAACAUUAUAUGGGAACUGGCUCUUCAGUAAAGGUAAUUACGUAGCUGCACUCAACAUUUAUUGGAGUGUCCUGCAGAGAUCCAACUCAUACCAGGAGGCACUACUGGGAGCUGCUAAAAUUUUAAGGAAAACGGGGCAAUCAUCCAGACUUCUGCAAGCAAUCACUCGGUGGCAUGCUGUUCUGAGGCAAAAAAGAGGAGAGAUUCCUUUGAGUCCUCAUGUUUAUCUACAAGGAUGGCAUCUGAAGAAAGAACUCAACAGAAAGGCAAAAGUUUAUGACAAUUGCUCUUCCACACUAUUCAGAACUCAGUACAUCGAAGCUCCAUCCAAAGAAAACAAUUCCAACAAUGAGGACAAAUGGUCCCAUCUGGAGAAAAACAGCUCAGAGAAGUUUCGUUUCACGACCAGAGCGCAAUGCAAGACUGAGAAAAGCAGGAUUGAUAAACAAGGAUCCAUCACCCCAAUGAUGGUCCAUCAUUUGCUAGACAGCGUGUGACUGUUCAAAAGGACCAGACAGCAAUUGUAUACCAGUGACAUCUACUCGGUUUAUCUUUUUUCUCCGUUUGUUUCGGGUGUUGAUAUGGCUAGUCCAAUAGAUUUACGCGAAAUGCAUAACACAUAUUUUUUCAUCGAGUCAAUAGGUUAUGGAGAAGGAGGAACGUUGGGUGUUAAAGGACUACCAUCAUUAAGAAGCGAAUAUUGCUUCAAACUGUACAUUUUUCAUAAAACUGAACACUUUUCAUUGCACAAUACAGAAAAAAGGAUAUUUUGCUCGAUAAGGAAAAAUGAACGUCUCAUCGAUUUUUCCAUACUUUUUUAUCUUGAACUUGAACUACCCAUACAUUCCUGAAAUAAUUGGAUCCUUGUUAUGCGCUCAUUUGGAUCAGUUGUGUUUCGAAACAAAAUGAAUAUAGUGAGACUGAAUAAUAUUUUUCAUGGUGCAGUAUUAUUUCCGCAACUAUACGCCAAUUACAGUUUUUCCCUAGUAGUAUUUUUUCUUUCGUUAUCGAUAAAAUUUCUGAAAUUAUUCAAGCAAGUUGUAUCUAUUCUCUUUCUCUCUUUUAUUCAAUGUAUUAGGUAUCAUUAUUGAAAUUUAUGUUCAUUAUUCACAUAUUAUUGUAUCUUUUUUCAUUGAUAUCCUUAAUCCUAAUCAUUCAUAUUUCUUUAGAUUCAUCAUAGAGCUAGGGUGUUCCGAAAUUGAAGGUAUAAAGGAUGAUGAUAGAUUUCUCUAAUAAUUUUAAGAAAAAAUAUUCUAUAAACUUGAACCGCCAACGUUUUGUUUUCGAGAUAUAGGGUGUCUCUUGUAGUCCUACUUUUUUAGAGGGUGUUCGUAAAUUGAAGGUAUUAUGGAAAAUGAUAGAUUUUUCAAUAAUUUCAAGAUAAAAUAUUCUCUAAACAUGGAACGCCAACGUUUAUUUUUCGAGAUACAGGGUGCCUCUUAUUACUCGUAUAUCAGUUUAUCGAAUCUUCAUUAAUCUUCGCUAUAGGUUGGGUAUAUAAACACUUCUAUUAUUUUUGAUUUAUUCAUAACAGCUUACUGACUGGAUCUUCAUUGUAAUUUGGAUUUUCCUGAGGAUUACUGAAGAAUAGUUUGAAACUUUUUUCUCUGAUUUGGUAACAGAUAUGUCAAAACUACAAGUAACCAAAAAGUGUAAUACUGGAC